This is a messenger RNA of Carassius carassius (crucian carp), 1856 nucleotides long. Its product is annotated as ena/VASP-like protein. Gene Ontology annotation, cellular component: cytoskeleton. The transcript has 13 exons. Gene Ontology annotation, biological process: protein homotetramerization; positive regulation of actin filament polymerization; actin polymerization or depolymerization. Gene Ontology annotation, molecular function: profilin binding; SH3 domain binding; actin binding. Lineage: Eukaryota; Metazoa; Chordata; Actinopteri; Cypriniformes; Cyprinidae. The record is from RefSeq and is a predicted model, not a curated record. The coding region runs from base 611 to 1801 and encodes 396 amino acids.
AUAAACAAACCCCUGAUGAUGAAGAUGAUGAUUUCGCGGGUUUCAGUCAGCAGUCUCCAGCUCCUCCGGUGUUCGGUGUGUCUGAUGAGCGUCGCGUGUUCCGGUGUUUCCGGUGUGACGGAGCGGCAGGAGCGUGCGGCGGAUGGGAAGAUGCUGCCGGUGACCGGAGAACGGCCGCGAUCCCUGUGAGAUGGACGAGAAGAUCUCAACACGGCGACUAACUCACGAGAAAACGCCUCUGACUCCGCGCAGAAGCGGCGCGUUCGGUUCUGUCGCAUUCUCCCCGCGCGUCCCGAGCGGCGGCGGUUUACCGAUCAUCACCGGAGAUCCAGCUAUAAACACUGCGCUGACGUUAUUCCCUCUGCACCGUUCCUGAUCACGGAGAAGGAGAAAGAGGAAAUAUGAGAGCUCCGCCAGGCUUUCUUGGGAUUUUAUCAGAAGAAGAGCGCUCAGGAAGUGCACCGGGGAAUGUUUGAGGUGACUGAGAUGCUGUUUCUGAAACAUUAGCGGCGAGAGACGAGGAAGAGGAAGAGGAAGAGGGGGAGGGGAGAGAGAGAGAGAGAGAGAGAGAGAGCAGGUUUCCAGAAGCACCUGUUCCACUGCUGUGAUCAUGGAGAUUAACGUCCCAUCUCAACGCUUCUACUUCCCGCAGAUCUACUGUGAGCCCUGCGCGCCGCUCGCAGACAUCAAGGUCAGCGAGCAGAGCAUCUGUCAGGCCCGCGCCUCCGUCAUGGUCUACGACGACACCAGCAAAAAAUGGGUGCCGAUCAAACCGGGUCAGCAGGGCUUCAGUCGAAUCAACAUCUACCACAACACCAGCAGCAGCAGCUUCCGUGUGGUGGGAGUCAAACUGCAGGACCAGCAGGUGGUCAUCAACUACUCCAUCGUGAAGGGUCUGAAGUAUAACCAGGCCACACCCACCUUCCACCAGUGGCGUGACGCGCGGCAGGUGUACGGACUCAACUUCGCCAGUAAAGAGGAGGCCAGCACCUUCUCCAACGCCAUGCUGUUCGCCCUCAACGUGCUCAGCAGCCAGGAGCCAGGUCCAGCUGUUCAACGUCAAGUCCAGAACGGGCUGAGUUCAGAAGACAUGGAGGUCCAGAGACGGCAAAUGGAAAUACAGCAGCAGCAGAUGCAGGCGCAAAGCGAGCGGGAGAGACGAUCGUCCAACCCAGGAUCCCCGUUUCAGGGUCACCCCGCGGUGCUGUCUGUAGCUCCUCCCAUUGUGGCUCCGCCUCCUCUGCCGAUGGGUGGUCCCUGCCCCCCUCCCCCGCCUGGGCCGCCCCCCCCUUCCGCUGUAGCUCCGCCCCCUCCCCCGCCUCCUCUGCCUGUAGGUGGGUACGGGGGUCACGCCCAGGACGAUAGCCACGCCCCCUCGGGUCUCGCCGCCAUGAUCGCUGGAGCCAAACUGCGCCGCGUGCAACGGCCGGAGGACAGCUCUGCGUCCGGAGCCAAGCCGGAAGUGAACCGGAGCAGCGGAGGAGGCCUGAUGGAGGAGAUGAACGCGCUGCUCGCUCGCAGACGGAGAGCAGCAGAUGAGAAGAAGGACGGAGAGAGCCCAAGCGAGGAUCCGGCGUCUCGGGGACAGAGCUGCGCAGCUUCCUGUUCAUCUGAGACACAGCAGAGCAGGAAGAGUGAGCUCAGGGUUCGAGCCGCCGGCAGCAUCAGUGACUCAGACGCAUUAGACUUCGACAGAAUGAAACAGGAAAUCCUGGAGGAAGUGGUUCGUGAGCUGCACAAGGUGAAGGAUGAGAUCAUUGAUGCCGUCAGACACGAGCUCAGUAGAAUCAGCAGCACAUAGUGUCCAUCUCCUGGAGAGCCCAGAUCCUGCUGAAGCCUCCAGAGCCGGACGUCAC